UCCCAUCCUUUCUCUAUCUUGUUUUCUUCCUUCUUUCUCUCUCUUUCACCCACACUGUUGUCUGAUUGUGGCACUCCAUCGUCUUCCUCUCAUCAUCUUUCCUCACAAAACCCUAAUUUAUUUUUUCAUCUCCAUUAAAAUAACAAAACCCAUCUUCACCCACAUGGAUCUUUCUCUCAGGAUCUCCAUUGCUCUGCUUUUACUGACAAGAGGUGUUUUAGGAUCAACAUUCACAUUUGUAAACAAAUGCGAUUACACAGUCUGGCCAGGAAUCCUAGCCAAUGCCGGUACACCAAAACUAGACAGCACCGGAUUCGAACUUCCAACAGAAACCUCCCGUACAUUCCAAGCACCCACAGGCUGGUCUGGUCGUUUCUGGGCAAGAACAGGUUGUAACUUUGACGGAUCCGGAUCCGGUUCAUGUAUAACAGCCGAUUGUGGUUCAGGUGAAGUAGAAUGCAACGGCGCCGGAGCAUCACCGCCUGCAACACUAGCCGAGUUCACUCUGGGUUUCGGCGGUGGUCAAGAUUUCUAUGACGUGAGUCUAGUUGAUGGUUACAAUAUAGCCAUGAUAGUUGAAGCAAACGGCGGCGGGUCGGGUUUAUGUGCGACGACGGGUUGUGUUACAGAUUUGAAUAGACAAUGUCCGGCGGAACUUAGAGUUGGAAAUGGGUUUGCUUGUAAAAGCGCGUGUGAGGCGUUUGGGAGUCCUGAGUAUUGUUGUAGCGGCGCGUUUAAUACACCGGCGACAUGUAAACCGUCGGUUUAUGCUCAGAUGUUUAAAUCGGUUUGUCCUAGGUCUUAUAGUUAUGCUUAUGAUGAUCCAACUAGUACUUUUACUUGUGCUGGUGCUGAUUAUACGGUCACGUUUUGCCCUUCAAUGCCAAGUCAGAAAUCAACAUGGGAUUCUCCGGCCACCACCGGUGCCGGAGCUAUAACCGCCGGAGAUACCACCAACAACAACAAUAACAACAACAGUCCUGGUUCAUUUACCGGCGCCGGCGGGGGAUCUGGGUCGGGAUCGGAAGCAAUGUUAGCAGAUGGGUCUUGGAUGGCGGGUUUAGCAAUGGGUGGGUCAACUAGGAUGAUGAAUAGUAAUUUUCUUGAUAUGGGUUUUGUUUUGAUUUUGAUGGGUGUAAGUUUUGUUUUUUAGUGAAGAUGAUUUUGGAUAGUGAAUAGGAAACCGCCAUUGAUGUAUUGAUGUAUGAGCUGCCAUGGCGGUGGCAGCUUUUAUGGGGGAGGGGGGGAAAGAGACCACUGAAUUAAGCCAGAUUGUUACCCACUCUUGUGUCGGUUUCCCAUAAAUAUUAUUUUUUUUAUAUAUUUUUUAUUGGCCGUUGGAAUUGGGAAUCUUGAUAAGAACAUGAUUCUUGAUUAUCGGACAAUUAUUUAUUAAUUAAUUUAAAUAUAAUAAUGAUAAUAAUAGGAGUAAUUCU
This is a messenger RNA of Impatiens glandulifera, 1436 nucleotides long. RefSeq names its product thaumatin-like protein 1. The record is from RefSeq and is a predicted model, not a curated record. Bases 164 to 1153 code for a protein of 329 amino acids. The transcript has 3 exons. Lineage: Eukaryota; Viridiplantae; Streptophyta; Magnoliopsida; Ericales; Balsaminaceae. Gene Ontology annotation, cellular component: extracellular region. Gene Ontology annotation, biological process: defense response.